AUGCGUUUAUUUUCUCAACGACAUCUAUCAUCUUCAUUAUCAAUUGAUUAUCAUUCAUAUAAUAAACACACGAUACGUCCUAUUAUACCUGUGGCUAUCAUUAGAAAUAUUACGAAAACGAGUAUGACAACUACUAUUGAUUUUCCUAAAGCACGUUGUCCUGUCAAUAAACGUCAAUUUACAAGUCCAGCUGUUGAAUCACUAAUUGAAGAAAUACAGAAAAAUAUCAAAAAUAAAGAACUUGCAUGGUUAUUUGAAAAUUGUUUUCCCAAUACACUUGAUACAACUGUCGACUUUGAUGAAAAAGCAGCAUCUGAAAAAAAGCCUGAUACUUAUGUUAUUACAGGUGAUAUUGAUGCUAUGUGGUUGCGUGAUUCAAGUGCUCAAAUAAAUCUUUACUUACCGUUAAUGAAUCAAGAUAAAAAGCUUCGUCAAUUGAUUGAAGGUGUUCUCUUAAGACAAUGUAUAUUUAUUCAACGUGAUCCAUAUGCGAAUGCACAUUAUAAAGAUACAAAUCGUAUUAGUGAAUGGAAACAUAUGGAUAAAACAGAAAUGCGUGCGGGUGUACAUGAACGAAAAUGGGAAUUAGAUUCUCUUUGUUAUGUUUUACGAUUGAUGCAUUCAUAUUGGAAAGAAGUUAAUUAUGAUUUAUCUUUUUUUCGUGAAAAUGAACAAGACUUUAAGAAAACUAUUCGAAUUAUUUUACAAACAAUGAAAGAACAACAAAGAUUUAAUGAAUCAGGUCCAUACUCAUAUCAACGGCAAGGUCAUCCUUCAGACCCAAGUGGACAAAAAGCUAAACCUAUUGGUUUAAUUCAUACCUUUUUUCGACCAAGUGAUGAUCUGCAAACAUUUCCUUAUCUUAUACCAUCGCAAUUUUUUGCUCAUCAUACAUUAAAACUUUUAUUAGAAUUUGUAAAAAAAUUAGAAUGGACAAAUGAUUUUAAUGAUGAUAUAUUAAAAUUGAUUUCUAAUUUACAUGAUAUUUUAUUUGAUGAUAAAAUAGUAAAUAAUCAAGAAACACUAAUUACAUUUAAACAUCCGAAAUAUGGUUUAAUUUAUUCAUAUGAGAUAGAUGGAUUUGAUAAUAGAAAUUUAAUGGAUGAUUCAAAUAUUCCAUCACUUCUUUCAUUACCUUAUUUAUGUCCUGAUGAUAUUUCAAGUAAACAUCCAAUUUAUCAAAAUACGCGAAAAUUUGUACUUAGCUCAGAUAAUCCAUGGUUUUUCAAAGGAAAUUUGCUUGAAGGUAAUUAUUCUCAUUUAUCUGUGAUGAUUUGUUCAAUAUAUUUUUUUUCUCAAAAAGGUGUUGGUGGACCACAUUGUGGAAAAUCGAUGGUAUGGCCACUUGCAAUUAUUAUGCGUGGUUUAACAACAACUGAUGAUGAUGAAAUUCGAUUUUGUUUAGAGAUGUUACAAAAAUCUCAUGGCAAUACAGGGUUUAUGCAUGAAUCAAUAAAUGUCAACAAUCCAAUGCAUUAUACUCGUUCUUGGUUUGCUUGGGCAAAUAGUUUAUUUGGUGAAUUUAUUUGGAAAUUAUAUCGAGAAAAACCUUAUCUACUAAAUUAA
This is a messenger RNA of Rotaria sp. Silwood1, 1566 nucleotides long. Lineage: Eukaryota; Metazoa; Rotifera; Eurotatoria; Philodinida; Philodinidae. The record is from the annotation of a GenBank genome assembly.